This is a messenger RNA of Pogonomyrmex barbatus (red harvester ant), 1911 nucleotides long. Its product is annotated as royal jelly protein-like protein. NCBI's taxonomy places the organism in Eukaryota, Metazoa, Arthropoda, Insecta, Hymenoptera, Formicidae. The record is from RefSeq and is a predicted model, not a curated record. Gene Ontology annotation, cellular component: extracellular region.
AGAAGAAAACUACAAUAACGAGAAGGUAAAUAGAGGAUACCUCGUUGAUGAUUACAAGAUUAUAUUAUUUAACAUAAAAUUAUGGAAUAUAUUCAGUAAAAGAAAGAAGGAUAAAAGAAAAGUGUUUUGUUUAAUAUUAAUCGUUAACGCUAGCGAGCAUAACCGCCUCCAAACUUCUCUAUCCGUGACAGUGAAAGUGCCUAGGAAAGAAAGAAAAAAGGCCGGCUGUCUCUAACGAUACUCGUAUUUACGAAAGAAUAAGCAAGAAAAACGUAGUUGCAAGUUGAUACUCCAUCAAAUUUUAUCGAGAAAACGAGGAAAACGAAAAACGUGACAUAGAACACAACAUAAAAUUACAUCCUGUUAUCGCUAAAUGAGCUGCAGCUACGAAGACUUACUCAGAAGUCAUUGAGAAGUCACUGAAGAUAAAAACAUAUAGUAUCAGAGAGAUUUACAAUGAAACUUGAACCGGUCCAAUUAUUUUAUCUCAUUCUACCGUUUCUGCUAUUGGAAGAAUGUGCCAGCUUUGAAAAAUUAAAGGGCAUAUAUUCCUGGAAGGCUUUGGAAUUUGCCUUUUCAAACGAGCAUGCGAGAGAACUUGCUAUACAAGAAGGUCGCUUUAUUCCUGGAGCACCAGUACCGAUCGAUGUGGAUUUUUAUCACAAAGCGAAACAAGGAUCUGUAGUCUUCAUCACGGUACCAAGGAUUCAAAAUGGAAUUCCGGCCAGCCUCGGUUACGUCACGAAUAAUGUUUCUUCUGAAGGAAAUCCGAUAAUUGCACCUUAUCCAAAUUGGGAAUGGAACAGAUUGGGACAUUGUGAUGCGAUCACUAGUGCAUUUAGAGUGCAGGUUGAUUCAUGCGAUAGAUUAUGGGUCAUCGACACUGGUAAACUCGAAGAACGGCAGAUUUGUCGUCCUCAACUGUUAUCGUUCUCGUUACAAACAAAUAAGGUUCUGAGCCAAUACAAGUUUCCUAAAGAUCAGUUCAAAGAUGAUUCUUUAUUCGUGACGAUCGCAGUCGACAUUCGCAAUGGUGACGACAAAUGUCAAGACACGUUUGUCUACAUUGCCGACGUAACUGGAUUCGGAUUACUCGUCUACGAUCAUCGUAAUUUCCGUUCCUGGAGGAUCACCAACAAUCUAUUUUAUCCUUAUCCAGCUCAUGGAACCUUCCACAUCAAUGGAGACACGUUCGAUCUUAUGGAUGGCAUUUUGGGACUUGCUCUGAGCCCCAUGAAGCAGGAUGGUGACAGGAUUUUGUACUUCCAUUCCCUGGCUAGCAGAAUCGAAAGUUGGGUACCUACUUCUAUCAUCAGAAAUUAUAGCCUCUUUGAAGAAUACUCCGAUGCAGCGCCAAGGUCAUUCCGUCCAUUUGUUAUGGAAAGGUCAUCGCAAUCGGCGGCCCAAGCCAUGGAUAAGGACGGAGUUCUCUUUUUCGGUCUUCUAUCAGAUCUCGCUUUAGGAUGUUGGAACAGUAUCAGUCAUCCUGAAUAUGGUGGUACCAAUACUGAAGUCGUCGUCGUCAAUCCCGAGACGUUGCAAUUCCCCUCUGGAAUGAAGGUCAUCACCGCAAAGAACGGUCGUCAAGAGCUGUGGCUUCUCACGUCGUCGUUCCAAAAGUUCAUGACUUCGACUAUGAACUCGAACGAGACGAAUUUCCGGAUACUGGCCGGUUACGUGGACGAGCUGAUUCGCGGUACCAAGUGUAACGGUGUGCGUCUCGGCCAUGACCGCAAUCACGACUACCAUUCGCAUCUGUUCGCCAAAUGAAGAUUGUGGCACCGCGGGAAGUUCGACGAUUCGCGCCUUCAGACAGCGACGUCUGUCCGAUGGCACAAGUAUCCGAACUUCUUCGCGGAAUACCGCCGCUCGCCAAGCAUCCGCAUUCGAUCGUCAUAUCCAUUUCCAAAA